CACAAAACAAGCCGGCUGGAUGUGUUCUUCCACUGCUUUUAACUCAACAGAGAUACUGCGCAAGAACCUGCUGGUGUGAAGAUUAUGAGUGAGGUUGUUUACACAAAGUCGCAGGAGGAAUAUGAGGACGACUUUGAGAAAGAUCUGGACUGGCUGAUCAGUGAGGAAAGCCGGAGCGAGGACCAGGAAAAUGACUAUGAGGACAUAGAAGCAGAAAUCGACAAAGAACUGGAGGAGGAUGAGAAACGGCAAGAAGUGAAAAGAAAGGCGAAAAGCCUCAAGGAGGAGAAGAGGGGCAACAAAACAGAUGAGUUGGAGGAGGAUGAAGAGAGGUGGCCCUCACCAAUGGAGCCAUUAGAGUAUGACUCAGACAGAGACAGCCCAAGUAAGUCAUCGCUGAUCGUCCCACCUCCUCCAGGGAUGGAUGACCAGACAGAUGAGGAGAAAAAAUACAUUCUGGAGAAGAUCCAGCAGGCUAAUCGGGAUCUGCAGGACCAGGAGGCUCCUGACAUGACGAGGCGCAGGCGGCUGCAUUUUAAAGAGAAGCUGGUGGAUCUGGUGGUGCCUCCGCUGCAGUUUGAGAGAGAUGCCAACAGUAGCGAGGUGGAUGGCGGGAAGAGCAGCAAGGAUAGAGCCAUGGAUUCAGAGGCAGAGAUUGAAGUGUCAGGGAAGCUUUCUGAACUCAAACUUUCUCCUCGGGAGGGAAGUGGAGGAUUUGGCAGGGCUGGGGAGAGCAGUGAGGGGGCGCAGGGGGUAAAGGAGGGCAGAGUCCUUGUAGAAAAGGAUGGUAAGUUUGACCUGGUCAGCCUGAAUGAGGUGGAGAGUCAAGGUCUUCUCCCUCCUAUAGCGAACAACUACAGCGACUACUCAUGCUCCUCUCCACGUCCCCAGGAGCAGACUGCGAGCUCCAGUAAGACCCACAGGUCCUCCUCCUCUCCUCGCCCUCGUGCCGGCUCUUCCCCCUUCCGGCAAGGCAUUGAUCACCUCCGAGCCCCCAGACCUCCACCUCAGCCCAGGAGCAGGCCCAGCUCGGCCAGCCACAGCCAGAGAGGCAGCCAGAGGAACGGCAGCAAGAGGCGGGUGCAGUCGGCCACCGGGACUCCCUGCCAGGCCACCUACACCCUCACCCCCCACCAGAAAGAGGUGCUGCAGAGGAUCCGGGAGAGGAAGGAGAAGCUGGCCAGAGAGGCAGAGCAGAGGAAGCAUGAGGAAGACGAGCAGAAGAGGCAGGAGAAUGAGCUGGCAUUCAAGGCCUGGAUGAUGAGGAAGAGAGAGCAGUACCAGGAGGAGAAAAGGAUCCACCGAGCCCAGGAGAUGGAGAGGAUGAACUCCAAGAGAGACUCCUGCGACCCGGAGGAGUCCUUCAGACUGUGGCUUCAGAGGAAGCAGAAGCAGCAGCACAAAGAGCGACAGCUGGAGGAGAUGAAGAGGCUGGAGGAGGACAGCGGUUACCUCUUACGCAGCCGUGAGGAGUGUGAACGUGCGUUCAAACUGUGGCUGAAGAGGAAACGGGCGGAGAAGCGGGCGGAGCAGCAGGCGGCUCGAGAACGCUCCCGCAGGCUCGUGCUGGAGGAGCGACGUGCUCGACGCAUGAAGGACUUGCUGUGUACAGUCAACGAAACCAAGCCGUUCAGAUUCACUGAACAGCUGGCCUACCGCUUCUGAAACCUCCUCAUAAAAACAAGAACUGAACAAUGUUCAAAAAAAAAUCUGGUUGUGAUGAUUUUUGACAGAUAUGAGUCACAGUUUUAGAGAAAAAUGGUCAUUUUUGGCAAGCUCCCUUAGAUCUGGGAAAUAUGAUUUGUAUGCCGGAGCAUCUCUGCUGCACCACAAAGCUUCAUUUUUACAUUUUACCUUUAUUAAGCUCCUGUGAUUUGGAUAUUGCACUCGGCCAUAUCACAUUUCAUUAAUAUUUCGAUGAAUUGUUCAGCCCUAAAAAAACGAACUAGAUUCUGUUUUGAUGCUACGAGUCUCAUCACGCAGGAUCAUUGAACCACAGACGGGGUGACUUGUGUGGAGCAGACAUAGUUUAUUCUGUGUUCAGU
Chelmon rostratus (copperband butterflyfish) is the source of this 2045-nucleotide messenger RNA. It is a transcript of the gene ccdc181, whose product is annotated as coiled-coil domain containing 181. The record is from RefSeq and is a predicted model, not a curated record. The transcript has 6 exons. Gene Ontology annotation, molecular function: microtubule binding. NCBI's taxonomy places the organism in Eukaryota, Metazoa, Chordata, Actinopteri, Chaetodontiformes, Chaetodontidae. The coding region runs from base 85 to 1665 and encodes 526 amino acids.